Molecule: messenger RNA, 743 nt
Organism: Papaver somniferum (opium poppy)
Lineage: Eukaryota; Viridiplantae; Streptophyta; Magnoliopsida; Ranunculales; Papaveraceae
Exons: 4
Coding region: 40-399 (119 amino acids)
Source: RefSeq, a predicted model, not a curated record
UCUUCUCUAGAGAAAGACGGGGAGAUAGAGAGGGUUUUGAUGGCAGCAUUCAGGUGGAUUCUUCAACUACACAAAGAUGUACCCAGAGCUGCAAAAUUCUACUCUGAAGGUUUAGAUUUCAGCAUUAAUGUCUGUACUCUUAGAUGGGCUGAACUUCAAUCUGGUCCUCUUAAACUUGCUCUUAUGCAACAUCAACCCAACACCAACAGUGACCCUGUUGUGCAAAAGGAGUACUCUUCAGUUUUAUCCUUCACGGUGACUGACAUUAACAGUUCAGUGACAAAGCUAUUGGCAUUAGGAGCUGAACUUGAUGGACCUAUCAAACAUGAAAUCCAUGGAAAGGUAGCAGCCAUGAAAUGCAUUGAUGGACACAUGUUGGGACUUUACGAGCCGUUGUGAGAGGCCACCUAGAGACAAAAAGUGGUUGCAGCAGUCAAGAUCAAAAAUGCAGCUUGAAGUUCGCUAAAGUCCACGGCAUUGCAUGUGGUAUCUUGGUAUGUGAGCAUAUUAUGUUUUCACUCUAACAAGCCAUGUUAGUCUAUGGUUUUAGCUUUAAACUCAAUAUAAUGCAUAUAAAAACUUGAGUGUGAGACAUUGGAGGAUAAUAUGUAACUGCAUUAACUGUCUUGUCAAUCUUAAAGGCUCUUAAAUCUGAGUGAAUGGCAAACAAAGAAGAAAAACUUUAGCUAAUGUAGCAACGUGUUCAUUCAAUUGAACCAAAGGCCAAAACACUUGUCCAAUUA